CAGGUAUGACUACCUGACAGGAGAGUGCAGAGGCCAGAAGCACCUGGGGCUUAAAACCACAGAUGCCUAACCUGAGAUAGGAGCAUGGCUUGAGUGUGAUGGUGGUGGAGAGCAACCUGAGGAUAGAGGCCAUUUAAUCAUUUAUUCACCGCAGAUAAAGCAGUGUCAGGAGUUGGGGUGAAAGAGUAUUGACCUGCAGAGACAGCAGGGCCCUUACUGGCUACAUCUACACCAGCUCUGGAAAGAAAAAAGGAACUUAGCAUGUGUCUCCUUGAAUAAGGUCCCAUGGCCAGAUCCUUACAGAUUCUGCUGCUCCUGGUGACCACAGUGGGCCUUGUGUCUAAAAGAGUCCAAGCCUGGGGCUCACCCAAGAUUGUGAGGCCAUUUGAAGACAUCCCCCAAACCUAUGUCUAUGUGCGGCAAGCAGUCUGGUAUGCCAUGAAGGAGUAUAACAAGGACAGCACGGACCAGUACAACUUCAAGGUGGUGGACAUCCUAAAAUCUCAGGAGCAGGUCACAGACAGCCUGGAGUACUAUCUUGAAGUAAAUAUUGCCCGAACGAUGUGCAAGAAAAUUAUAGGAGAAAAUGAAAACUGCUUGUUUCAAAAUGAUCCUAAAAUGAAAAAGAUGCUGUUUUGCAUUUUUAUUGUUAGCUCCAAACCAUGGAAAUUUGAACUUAAAAUGCUGAAGAAACAAUGCAAAGAAAUCUAAUCAGCAUCCAGUACACCUUGACACUCUCACUUUUCUUUUAAAUAAUAAAGAUGCUUGCAAGAUAAUGGACCACCACCUCUGA
Peromyscus leucopus (white-footed mouse) is the source of this 793-nucleotide messenger RNA. RefSeq names its product cystatin-13-like. The record is from RefSeq and is a predicted model, not a curated record. The transcript has 4 exons. NCBI's taxonomy places the organism in Eukaryota, Metazoa, Chordata, Mammalia, Rodentia, Cricetidae. Gene Ontology annotation, molecular function: cysteine-type endopeptidase inhibitor activity. Bases 286 to 711 code for a protein of 141 amino acids.